GUGCCGCAGCGGCUGCAAGGCCUGUGCCCCGUGGGCUCGGGCGCCUACGGCUCGGUCUGGGCCAGAUCGUACCGGGGCCUACUGGUGCCCCAAUCCGGGCAAGUGCUAUUGUUUGGAAGCGCCCAGCAGAGGCCCCAGCUCAGAAGACAAGCAGGAGAGACAGAAGGGACAUGGAUCAGCCUGGGUACAGGCUGUGCAGAAGCACGGACACCACUCCUCCAUCACCCCUUUCACAGCUGUGUCUUGAUCCUGAGUGCAGUGGGACUGAAGGAGGUUCAGCCUACGACGCACAGCUGCGCCAGAAGGUGGCGGUGAAGAAGCUGUCGCGUCCCUUCCAGUCGCUGAUCCACGCGCGUAGGACUUACCGCGAGCUGCGGCUGCUCAAGCACUUGAAGCACGAGAACGUCAUUGGGCUCCUGGAUGUCUUCACGCCUGCCACGUGCAUCGAGGACUUCAGUGAAGUGUACUUAGUGACCGCCCUAAUGGGCGCCGACCUGAACAACAUCGUUAAGUGUCAGGCGCUGAGCGAUGAACACGUCCAGUUCCUCGUGUAUCAGCUGCUGCGAGGGCUGAAGUAUAUCCACUCUGCCGGGAUCAUCCACCGGGACCUGAAGCCCAGCAACGUGGCAGUGAACGAGGACUGCGAGCUCAGGAUCCUGGACUUUGGGCUGGCGCGCCAGGCGGACGAGGAGAUGACGGGAUAUGUGGCCACGCGCUGGUACCGGGCACCAGAGAUCAUGCUGAACUGGAUGCACUACAACCAGACAGGUGUGACUCAAGGUCACUGGGCUGGCUCCUCCCAGCUCCAAGGAAGGACUGAGAAUGAGCAGACUGAUGCAGCCUUCCUGCCCUUCUUUGCAGUGGACAUCUGGUCUGUGGGCUGCAUCAUGGCUGAGCUGCUCCAGGGAAAAGCUCUCUUCCCUGGAACCGACUACAUUGACCAGUUAAAGCGCAUCAUGGAAGUGGUAGGCACACCCAGCCCUGAGGUUCUGGCAAAGAUAUCCUCAGACCACGCCCGGACAUACAUCCAGUCCCUGCCCCCCAUGCCUCAGAAGGAUCUCAGCAGCAUCUUCCACGGAGCCAACCCCCUGGCUGUAGACCUGCUUGGGAGGAUGUUGGUGCUGGACAGUGACCAGAGGGUCAGUGCUGCUGAGGCACUGGGCCACGCGUACUUCAGCCAGUACCAUGACCCAGAGGAUGAGCCGGAAGCUGAACCCUAUGACGAAAGCGUUGAGGCCAAGGAUCGAACACUGGAAGAGUGGAAGGAGCUCACCUACCAGGAAGUCCUCAGCUUCAAGCCCACGGAGCCUCUGCAGCUGCCCAGCAGCCUGGAGAUUGAGCAGUGAGACACUGUGCAGGGCCACACUCCAGCCUGGGGGACCUGAGCUGCCCCCUUCCUCAGCCCUCAACCCUAGCCUGGGAGCUCUUGUCCCCAGGGGAGUCUACAUAUCUGUGAGUGCACAAGUGUGUACCCACCAUGUGUAAGAGUCGGAGCAGAAGUGUCUCUGGGCCUCCUUGGUCCUCCCACCCUCUCCCAGCAACUAGAUUCUCCCUGAGACUUCACAGUGAGCAGGCCUGGAUGCUCAAGACAGAGGCCUCCCCAGGACUGUGUCUGUGUCCACAUCUCCUCCGGUUCAGAGGUUAUCUGGGGGGGGGGGGUGGAGGCCAAAUGGCCUGGAACCCUGGAGACUCAAGGGGAAGGUAGUGGUUAGAGCUUGUCUGGUUGGAAUUGAGGGACUGCCUUGGAAAGUUCCAAGAUCUGUCACGAGUCAGAGAGCCAAGACAAGGCCAGUGCCCCACCAGGCUGGGCAAGAUCCCUCUGAGGGUGGAGCAGGGACCACCACCAGAUGUCCAGUCAGAGAGCUGCCUGUGGCCUUGGGUUUGCCUGUGGUGCAUGUGAGCCCAUGUGUACUUGUAUUCACUGUCAGGACAUGUGCAGGCUUGUGUGAAUCUGUGGGAGCCCAAAGGCCAGUGGCUGGCUGGCAGGAGGCUUGAGCUGGGGUGACCUCUUGCCUCCCUAACCCCAGCUCCUGAUGCCCAAGGGGAGCCUGACUGCUGUGGACCAACCUAGAGGUCAGGGGCCCUGAGGCAUCCACAUGCGCAAAGGCCUGGGCUUCCUCCUUGGGCACAGGAGCUACAGCAGGCUCCUGAGGCAUGAGGACACAGUGGCAGCUAGAAGGCUGGUGGACCAAGGGGUCCAACCUUGAGGAUGCUAAGGCAGGCAGAGCACAUGGAUGUGGACCUGGAUGCUCCACUCCUGGACCUUGCCAAGAGCGGACAAAACCUCUGCCUACUUGCUACCUCUGCCCACUGUUGUGGUGCUGCAGCCAGAGAUCUGGGGGUAUGUGGGCCAGCCUUCCCUUGUCUUCCCUUCUCCCAGAAAGGAGCUGACCAAGUAAGCUCUGGGCCAGGACCUUGCUUGGAGACAUGCUGGGGGAAUGGCUCCUCCCUGGAGAGGGCUGACCUCUUGCCUCCAGGGACCCAGGGAGGUGGAGAUGUCAAGUGCCUGCACCAAGGGUGCUCAAUAAAGGGGGUACCCUCUUGCUCA
Molecule: messenger RNA, 2548 nt
Organism: Heterocephalus glaber (naked mole-rat)
Lineage: Eukaryota; Metazoa; Chordata; Mammalia; Rodentia; Bathyergidae
Source: RefSeq, a predicted model, not a curated record